This is a messenger RNA of Amphiprion ocellaris (clown anemonefish), 5268 nucleotides long. RefSeq names its product epithelial stromal interaction 1 (gene epsti1). The transcript has 10 exons. Bases 68 to 1069 code for a protein of 333 amino acids. Lineage: Eukaryota; Metazoa; Chordata; Actinopteri; Pomacentridae. The record is from RefSeq and is a predicted model, not a curated record.
UCCCUGGAAGAGAAAACUGCACUAAGAAUAGAGCAACAAGCAACAAGCAGCCUGCACAGCUGAACCAAUGGAUCCUUAUAACAGCAGAAACCAGCUGAACCCCAGCAUGAACUCUGACCAGACAGCAGCAGAUGUGUCCGGAAACAACCAAACAUCUGGAAAUGUGGACAAAACUACAGCUGACAGCAGCGACACACAACCAGCAACCAGGCAGCCGCAAUAUGCAGGGGGGUUCACCAUCAUCCCACCAAACGAAGCUCGACGAAGCCAGAUAAAAACAAUGGCUCAGAAAGAAGAGGAGGAGCUUCGGAGAUGGAAAGAAGCAAACAGACCUUCUGCUGUGCAUCUCAAUCCAGAGAGACUCGGUGGUCAUGUGAGUGAAUCUGAAGCCAGACAGAAGCAGCUGGCGAAUCUUCGCGGCUCCAAACUGCAGAAAAAGCUGAAAAAGGAAGAGUUGGACAGAAAGAAGAGACAAGAAGAAGAGGAGAAGCUGCAGAAGAUGAAGGACGAGCAGAGGGAGAAGGCCGAGCGUCUGGAGCAGCGACGGCAGCAGGAGGAGCAGCGGAGGAAGGAUCAUCUCCGGACGGAUCACCUCAGGUCGCGGGAGGCUUUUCUUCAGAGGUUUGAGCGGCGAGAUGUGGCAGCGUCCAGCAGCGCCGCACAUACGUCAUCCAGGGGCGAGGACGUGGAGAGCAAACAGAGAGCGAAGGAGUCGAAAAGAAGUGAGAGAGAAGUGCAGCUGGAACACCAGAGGGUGAACUCGGACUUUCUGGACAAACUUGAGGGUCGAGCCAGAGGGAGCGAGACGAAAAAAGAAGCAGAGCAUCCAUUUGUGGCCACGGAGAACUUUAAACCAGAGACGACAACUGGCCACGUCCAGCUUCCUCACCUGAAACCAGAACCGAGCUGGACUGAAGGAGCUGACUCUGAGCCUGACUACAACUGGGCUUUGAUAAAACUGACGAACAGGUUUCCAGACUGCAGCAAAGACUUCCUUGAAGACAUCCUCCAACAGUGCAACGGUGAUUACGAGGAGGCCUUAACGCUUCUCAUCUGCUCGCUCAGUUGAAUUUUAUGCACCUUCAAUGUAGGAACACUUGCCUUGAUGUUGUGUUUGAUACUUUAAGAGAUGAUUCAAAUGAAAACAUACAGCUAGAUCUGGAAAUAUUUGAAUGGUGACACAUUUUGCAUUUUUGUGGCUGUGAGCACCACCACAAUAGACACAAGGGCAGACUUUAAUGGAAUGGGUUGAACAAAAUAUCGCUCACAUGAAACAUUUAAAAAACUUUUCCCCAGAAUCUCCUAUUUUCACGGGCUUAAAUGGAUCUGGGUAAUAAAUAAAAUGUUCAUUCUUAAUAGUCUGUUGAAAAUCCUUUGCAGGCAAUGACUGAAGUCUGGAACAUGACCAAAGAUUGGGUUUCCCCUUUGUGAAGCUUUGCCAAUACUUUACUGCAGCUGUUUUCAGAUUCUGCCUUUAGUUUUGUCUUUAAGAAACAAAAUGCAUGCAUGUAUGGGGUUGAGAUCAGGUAAUUAACGCACUGACUGCAGAAAUAUUCCACUUCUUUGCCCUCAAAAACUCCUGGGUUGGUCUCGCAGUAUGGUUUUCGGUCAUCUGUACUGUAAAAUCUUGCCUUUCCAUUUAUUCUUGACUAACCGCCAUCCAAACAUUAGCCACAGCGAGGCGAUUUCACUAGGUUAAAGCUAAAAUAUCCAAAAAUAUGUCAAACCUUCAGUCUUGGCAGUGCAGCUGUGGGCACAGUUCUGCAUGUCAUAAUGCCACAACAUCCUCAAUUCAUGACAAACUGGCCUGGAUUUUACCACCAUGAUGAUGAUGUGUUUCUGUUCUGACAUACAUAUAGGGAUGUACUGAAUCUGAGCAGACACUAUACACUAUAUACUUUUACACUUCAGAAUUCAUCCUGCUAAUUCGGUCUUCUGUCAGACACUAACACCCAUGAUCCUUUGCCACUAGAAGCCAAGCAUGUCCACCAAAUCACACUGCCUAUGCUGUGUUUUCCUGCCAAAUUGUUUGCUUCCCGCCAUUCUGGUGCAGGUUACUCUUAGGUUCACCUGUCCAAAGAAUCUUGUUCUAGAACUGGUCUGGCCUUGUUGGAUGUUUUUAGGUAAAGUCUAGUCUGUUUUUUGUUUUUUUUUCUUUUUAAGGCUUAAAAUUGGUUUGUACCUUGUAGUGAACCCUCUGUGUUUGCGCUCAUCAAGUUUUCUCUGUGAUAGGCUUGGAUAACAAUAUCUUUACCUCCUGGAGACCAUUCUUUGCUUGGUUUGAUGUUUAAAUAAGUUAGCUUAUUCUCCGUUAAUAAUAAUAAUACUUUAGGGUCUAAUGUUAAUAUGUAUUGUAGUCAGAUAAAGUUGCAUUUUUUGUCAUCCUUGGUAGGGUUUCAAUCCCUAAUGUUGACAAUACUCAGGUAAACAACACUGUAGGCUAUUAAUCUCAAUAUUUGAUCUUGUUGGGUUAAAUUGUGAUGGCAGUUUUAUGUCUAACGUUCCCACUGGUGAGUCCUCUAGAUGGGACACAGAAACCUUCAAAUUAUUGCUGACCAUCUGCACUUUAAGCCCAUAAAUGUUAUAUACCUAUAACCACUAAUGUAUUUUUAUAAACAUCUCAAAUGAUACAAAUUGUGUCGGAGUCCAAAUAUAUAUAGACCCAACUGUAGAAGUUCUACCUUGGUGGUGGAUGAGCGUAAGCGCAUGCGUUUAAUCACUGAUACAUUCUUGUACAAUAUUUAUACUUUGUGAUUGCACUGUAAAAAUGUGAAAAUUAGGAAUUUCCAUGAUAAACCCAAUGAAUUGCUGUUAAUAACUUAACCGUGCAAAAAAACAUAUCAACAGAUUAGACACAAGAAUAAGAACAUGCAAGUCAGACAUUGCAUUUUACAUUACCUGUAGUUACUGGUUGAACCACCAGGGGAAACUUUUAUUGUUUAAUGAGAUGAAAUGCUGCAGUUUGUUUGUUUAAUACUGCAGCAAUCCAAAGAGUUGGACACUAAGAGUACAUGCUUUUCAAUGCUGACAAGCAGAGAACAUUGUGAGCAUUUAGUUAGUAAAGGGGCACCACGAGAAAGAAUUCUUUGGUAGUUAAUGCCCUCUGGCCAGAGUUAGUGUAUCAACACAAGUAGGGAAACUUUCCUAUCAUCGAGUAACUAAUGCAACAAGGCCAAAUUUUGCACCACACAUCACGUUUGUGGUCAGAAAGCGCUUAAUGAAUGGAAUGUGCUUAAUAUACAUUUGUUUAAAUGAUUAAUUGAUUAAUAAUGCUGUAAAUACCCUCAAAUUAAGGCUGAGCAUCUGCACCAUAUUAAAGCCCAUGUCUGCUAUAUAUAAUGUAUGUAGCUGUGAAUAUAUUCUAUAAAAAGCUAAAAUAACAAAGAUUGUGUCAGUGUUCCAAUAUAUAUGGACUUGACUGUAUAAGUAGAUGAAAGAGCUGGAAUUAGUCAGUUCUACGUUGUUGGUGGUCGAGUGUAAACAACAGCAAUGCCAACAGAUACCUACAGAGUAGAAUGUGCUUUGUGUGAUCUGUUUUCGAUUACGCUAUUAAUCACCGACUGUUUGGUGUCUUGUAUCUGUCUGCAUGCACUGGUGAGUCAUGGCGGGUUUCUGGCCUGACACGGAGCUGAAUUGAUGUUCGUUUUCACCAGUUUGGUUGAAGGUCAUCGCCCUGACUCAUAAUCUUUAGAUCAUAUUUGGUUCUCUUAAUUAAAACAGUGUGUGCAGAUGGGGGAAAAAAGAAAAGCUCUACCCAAAUACACAACGCGUUUUGUUUUUUUUAUAAUCAAAGUCGUGUGUGAUGUCUCUAGAACAAGACGACAAAAGAUAUAAAUCCACUCAGGACUCUCUUCAGGAAGGCCUUUUGUGGUUGGUUUCAAUGCAAAGUCAUGAUGACUAAAGAGGGCAACGACAAGAAAAAGCCUACUUGUUACCUCUGUUCAUCACAGAUUAGGUACAGUAGCUACGUCAGUCUGGGUUUCAGGUGUUCAGUGGCCUCAUACCUCACUGAAGAAACAAAGAGCAAAUAGUAGUGCAACACAAACAGCUGAAAAUCCCUUUCUGCUUUGGCAUGAAGUGUUUUGUGACUUCAUUUCUUCCUUCAAUUGAUCAAAUCAACACGUUAACAGUAGUUCUCUUGUGACAAUAAAGGUAGAAAUAUAUUUUUACAGGGCUGCACAGUGGCGUAGUGGUUAGCACUUUCGCCUUGCAGCGAGAAGAUCCCUGGUUCGCGUCCCGGCUUUCCCGGGAUCUUUCUGCAUGGAGUUUGCAUGUUCUCCCUGUGCAUGCGUGGGUUUUCUCCGGGUACUCCGGCUUCCUCCCACAGUCCAAAAAUAUGCUGAGGUUAAUUGAUUACUCUAAAUUGCCCGUAGGUGUGAAUGUGUGAGAGCUUGUUUGUCUAUAUAUGUAACCCUGCGACAGACUGGUGACCUGUCUAGGGUGUCCCCUGCCUUCGCCCGAGUCAGCUGGGAUAGACUCCAGCCCCCCCCCGCGACCCUAAUGAGGAUUAAGCGGUGUAUAGAUAAUGGAUGGAUAUAUUUUUACUAUUUAAAUUUCCUGGAAAUGUCUGUAAUGAGUGCCAGGAAAACAAACUCCUUCCCUUAAACCAAAGUAAACAGUAACUCAAUUCAGACUUGCUGUGAUCUGACCUAGAGACUCUUACGGUUACUGAUGUGAAAGAUUCUUCCAAGUAAACCUUUUGGGAAAUGAUUAGAAAAAUACCAAUGCACAUAAUUACCAAGGUCUUUACUUCCUCAAUGGCCAAAAAUGAAACUAAUAGUGAAGUAUGAGUCAUGUAAAUUUAAAACAACAGCCAAUGUGCCACAGUGCUUUCCAGUAUAAAACAACCUAAUUGGUGUUACGAAUUAACCUAAAAAGUUUCGUGUUUUUAUGGUGUAAUUGUGAGCAUGAAUGGGUUAACAGAAUAUUGUGACAUUUUGGAGAAAAUAUUGGAUUUUGUUGAGCAUUGUGUGGAACAAAACUUGUUGGUGACUAGUUUUUUUAGCAUAGGAAAAGCCUGGAAAGGAGGGGAAAAACACAGAACUUGUCAUUCUUAACCCGCUGAUGCGCAACAUGGGUCAAAAGUGACCAAAAUCCAAUGGAAAAUGAGUAUCUCCUGAGCGACACUGCGCAUCAAAGGGUUAAAGUAGGCCUAUACCUGAAUAUUCGACUAUUCAGAUCAUUUUUUGUAGGUACUCAGUUCUCAAUUUUGUGUUUCAGAUAUUUGUUUUUUGUGGCUUUUCAAUAAACACAUCUUGAAAAAAAAUA